Molecule: messenger RNA, 1127 nt
Organism: Hypomesus transpacificus
Lineage: Eukaryota; Metazoa; Chordata; Actinopteri; Osmeriformes; Osmeridae
Product: paired box protein Pax-5-like
Exons: 6
Coding region: 216-917 (233 amino acids)
Biological process (GO): anatomical structure development; regulation of transcription by RNA polymerase II
Molecular function (GO): RNA polymerase II cis-regulatory region sequence-specific DNA binding; DNA-binding transcription factor activity, RNA polymerase II-specific
Source: RefSeq, a predicted model, not a curated record
GCUUAUGAAAACGGCUCUGCACCAAGAACCGUCUGAUCCCACCUUUGAGCAUCUGCACCAUUCAUGUUGUCUGAUUUCAACAUUUCUUUGUUAUUCCUUUAGUCAGUUCCCAAACUUUAAGUAAAUUAUAUAGGCUAGUCUAAAGAUUAAAGCAACUAUUUCUAUUCUUCUAACAAUUAAACACAAUAUAUGACACAUUUGGAUUUACUUUUGUGAUGGAGAUACACUACGGCAAAGUGCCACUCAACAUGCAAAGGCACGGUGGGGUGAACCAGCUGGGUGGGGUGUUCGUUAACGGACGACCGUUACCACAAUUAGUCAGACAGCGCAUCGUGGAUCUGGCUCACCAGGGUGUUCGUCCGUGCGAAAUCUCCCGCCUGCUGCGCGUCAGUCACGGCUGCGUCAGCAAAAUACUAUCCAGGUUCCACGAGACAGGUAGCACCAGGCCAGGGGUGAUAGGGGGCUCUAAGCCCAAGGUGGCAACCCCCAAGGUGGUGGAAAAGAUCAUCGGGCUCAAGCAGAGGCAUCCUUCCAUGUUUGCCCGAGAGAUCAAAGAGAGACUGCUCCUGGAGAGGGCGUGUGACAAUAACAGAGUACCCAGCGUUAGCUCCAUCAACAGGAUAAUAAGAGAUAAAGUUCAACUUCAUCCUCUUUCUUGUGAAAUAGUGUCAGUUACCACAGGUAACAGCUUCUCUUCUAACUCCUACUCUAUCACUGGUAUUCUGGGAACUGGUUCAAACGCAAGCAAAAGUGUCGAAGGUGGAGAUUUCCCAAGCAGUUUCUACUCUGAAAAUCACCGUUCCUCCCAAACCGAAGACUGGAAUCUCUCAAACCUCAGCUUGACCUCUCGUUCCAAUUUGCCAACUAACUUCAGCCAUAGCCUGCCUGGUCAUUCCUCUCAAUGUGCUUACCUUUAGCACAGUCUCUUACAACAAAACCACUGGACUGAUUAUUUUCUUAUGGUCUGCAGGGAAGCCAUACUGCUACAGCUAAGAUGGAGAGAAGAACAAGUCACUCAUUAGUAUCAUCAUUGUGAUAAAAGCCAUCACUCACUGCAGUAUGGUAUUGUCUUUAUGUUUUUACUAUAGUAGUAAAAAAAAAGCAUGCACUGCUGUAUUCUCUGACCA